AUGCCGGACAUGCAGCCGCUCAUCAGCGACUUCGUCCUCAAGCUCAAGCGACGUAAGGUGGAGGGGUCACAUGCCGUGGCGCGGCAGACGGCGGAGCUGCUGAGGUCAGUGGUGUCGCAGCACCGGAUGGGCAGCACUAACCAAGCGGCGGCUCUCGCAGACGCCAUCCAUGCCGUCGGGGAGCAUCUCAUUGCAGCCAAUCCCAUCGAGCUCGCUGUCGGCAACACUGUGAGACGUGUUUUGCAUAUAAUAAAAGAGGAAGAUAUAUCUUUUACCGCAGUUGGUAUUGAAGGUCUUUCUGUGACUGCUGUCAGCGACGAUGAAUGUGACAGUGGAAAUGAUGACCGUCCUACCUUAUCCGCUGCUGUUCUUGCUUCCCAUGCUAGAAACGCUCUUCGGGCACCUUCAUUGCAGACUCUCCUGGAUGAUAUUCCUGUGAGCACUGCACUUUCACAUUCUUCAUCGUCAGCUGGGGAUUCAGAUGGGAAAAGUAAAUACACUGGAGAUAAGAGCUUAAAAACUCGGAAACUAAAACAUGAUGUUAUUGCUGCCAUUGGUGAUCUUAUUGAGGAGAUUGAUACAUGUUAUGACCAGAUUUCUGAGCAAGCUGUCGAACAUAUCCACCAAAAUGAGGUCAUCCUAACUCUAGGUCGUUCUAGAACCGUGAAAGAGUUCCUGUAUGCUGCAAAGGAGAAGAAGCGAUCUUUUCGUGUAUUUGUUGCUGAAGGUGCUCCAAGAUAUCAGGGACAUGUUCUUGCGAAGGAGCUGGUCGAGAAAGGUGUACAGACUACUGUUAUAACAGAUUCAGCAGUUUUUGCUAUGAUCUCCCGAGUUAACAUGGUUAUAGUUGGAGUCCAUGCAAUAAUGGCAAACGGUGGAGUCAUUGCACCAGUAGGUAUGAAUAUGGUUGCUCUUGCUGCUCAAAGGCAUGCUGUACCCUUUGUCGUGGUUGCUGGCAGUCAUAAGUUAUGUCCUUUGUAUCCGCACAACCCGGAGGUUUUACUGAACGAGCUUAAAUCACCAUCUGAUUUGCUUGACUUUGGCGAGUUCUCAAAUUGCAUGAACUUCAGUACUCAGGAUGGUACUCCUCUUCUAAAUGUUGCCAAUCCAACGUUUGACUAUGUGCCACCGAAGCUUGUCAGCCUUUUCAUCACUGAUACUGGCGGGCACAGUCCAUCAUAUAUGUACCGGCUUAUUUCGGAGUACUACUCAGCUGAUGAUUUGGUCGUACGGCAGAAGUCAACAUCUUAA
This is a messenger RNA of Triticum turgidum subsp. durum (durum wheat), 1251 nucleotides long. The record is from the annotation of a GenBank genome assembly. NCBI's taxonomy places the organism in Eukaryota, Viridiplantae, Streptophyta, Magnoliopsida, Poales, Poaceae.